Molecule: messenger RNA, 2336 nt
Organism: Aptenodytes forsteri (emperor penguin)
Lineage: Eukaryota; Metazoa; Chordata; Aves; Sphenisciformes; Spheniscidae
Gene: MYOC
Product: myocilin
Exons: 4
Coding region: 1-1404 (467 amino acids)
Biological process (GO): signal transduction; osteoblast differentiation
Cellular component (GO): Golgi apparatus
Source: RefSeq, a predicted model, not a curated record
AUGGUGGGGGCCUGGCUGCUGCUCUGGGGGGGCCUGGCCCUGGGCUGCCGGGGCGAGACGGCCUUUCUCCGGCGUGCCGAUGACAGCACUGGGCGUUGCACCUACUCCUUCACGGUGGCCAGCCCUGUCGAGGCCACCUGCCCCGAUGCCGGCCGCGUGCCGGAGCUGCGGGCCGAGCUGGCCGCCCUUGCCGCCCGCCUAAGUCGGCUGGAGAGCCGGGAGCGGGGCAGAGGGGGCUCGGGGCCACGAGGAGGUGAGGCAGGGGGGGCACGGGACCCCCAGCAAGCAGCCCUGGCCACUCGCCUGGAGGCCGCCUACAGCGAGCUGCUGCAGGCCAAGUCCCGGCUGGAGGAGGAGAAGGGGCGGUUGGAGCGGGAGAAAGAGGAGCUGGGGAGGAGGCUGGAGAGCAGUGCCCAGGAGAUCACCCGGCUGCGGGCCACCCGCUGCCCCCCUGGCGGAGAGGGGCCCAGCCGCGACGCCCUGCGUGUCCCCGGCAAAGCCCCCCGCUGGGACCCGCAGCCCCUCGCCUACCAGGAGCUGCAGUCGGAGAGGACGGAGGUUCCUGUGUCCCGGCUGCUGGAGGAGACUGCGCUUGGCCGCCCGGGGAGCGAGGACUCGGGCUGUGGCGAGCUGGUGUGGGUGGGGAAGCCUGUCGUCUUCGGCCGGGCAGAGUCCAUCGCCGGCAAGUACGGCGUGUGGAUGAAGGACCCCGAGCCCGUGCCCCCCUUCACGCGGGAGACCACCUGGCGUGUGGACGCGGUGGGCACGGAGGUCCGUCAGCUCUUCCAGUACGAGGCAGCCGAGCAGCUGGCCCGGGGCUACCCCGCCAAGGUGCACUUCCUGCCGCGGCCCCUGGAGAGCACGGGGGCUGUCGUCUACCAUGGCGGGCUCUUCUUCCAGCCCCGCCGCUCCCGCACCGUGGCCCGCUAUGACCUGCGGGGAGAGGCUGUCACGGCUGAGAGGGAGAUCCCCGGCGCCGGUUACCACGGGCAGUACCCCUACUCCUGGGGAGGCUACACCGACAUUGACCUGGCGGUGGACGAGACAGGGCUCUGGGUGAUCUACAGCACUGAGAAGGCCAGGGGGGCGAUUGUCCUCUCCAAGCUGGACCCUGAGACACUGGAGAUCCGGCGGACCUGGGAGACCAACAUCCGCAAGCGGGGGGUGGCCAACUCCUUCGUCAUCUGUGGCACCCUCUACACCGUCAGCAGCUACUCAGCGCCCAAUGCUACCAUCAACUUCGCCUACGACACGGCCACCGGCACCAGCCGGGCCCUCAGCAUCCCCUUCGAGAACCGCUUCCGCUACCUCAGCAUGGUGGACUACAACCCUGCUGAGCGGCAGCUCUUCGCCUGGGACAGCUUCAACAUGGUCACCUACCCCAUCCGCCUGUCCCGGCCGUGAACUGGGGCCAGGGACGCGCUGGCUCAGCUCCCACAACCCCUGCACGCACCUCAGCACCCCGCUUUGCUCCCCAGCUCCCCCCCGCACAGCCGGGAGCGCCGGCUCAGACAGCUCUGGGCGAUGGUGGGGGCCACAUGCUGACCAGCCAUGCCGUGAUGGGGCUACCAACAUGCCCGCUGGCAUCUCUGACAACAUCCCGUCAUGCUUGAGUGCAGUGGAGGGAAAUUAAGUGUUUCUCCAGAGCCUGGUCGAGCCAGCAAAAUGCCUCUCCCUGGCCUCUGUGGGUUUUGGAUGGGCCACAGCGGUACUCAGCCCUGAGCCGCUCUAGCAUCCUCCAGGAGCUCCCAGCCCAGCCACCCCAAAUUUGGAGCAAGGAGGGCUCAGGUGCAGUGAAGGCUGGGCAGGGCAGGCAGUGGAGGUGGGGAGAGGCUGCCUGGGAGGGUCCCACCUAAAAAUAAAUGUUUUCCCUGGUUGCAAGCAACGAUCCCCUCUGCGGGGCUGGGGUUCAUGUUUCCAGGCUCCGGCUGAGCACGAGCACCACUGCUGUCCCCCAGACCCACCCCCAUCAACAGCAGUUUUGGGGAGGCCUCCCCAGCUCAGGCCAGCCUCACUGAGGAGAGCAGUGUUUGCCCGCCAACAGCAGCCCCACAGAGCCAAGCUCCCCUGCUGAAAGCCCGCAAGCCCCACUGCAUCCCAUGCUGACAAUGCCUGGGGGCAUCCCAGAGCUCAGCCGCCUCCAAAAAUCAUCCAGCAAGAUGAAAAGCAGCGAGGAAUAUGGACACUCAUUGCACAAGCCUUGUUUUAUUGGGGGGGAAAAAAAAAGCCAAGAGAGCAGUGGUGAGGAGUGCUGGCAGAGCAUCCCGAAGCCGAGUGGCCCCUUGGCGCGCCCAGCCCCUCUCAGCCACGUGCUUCGGCUUUACAGCCAUGCCUGG